Molecule: messenger RNA, 3278 nt
Organism: Trematomus bernacchii (emerald rockcod)
Lineage: Eukaryota; Metazoa; Chordata; Actinopteri; Perciformes; Nototheniidae
Exons: 2
Coding region: 146-1216 (356 amino acids)
Source: RefSeq, a predicted model, not a curated record
CCCCUCGCCUCUCUCCCCGGCUGCCUCCGCCUCUCUUCCCUGGUCUAUCAUCCACACCGCUGUUGUUGCAGCCAUUUUACCGUGGAGAGUCGGCACAGCAGAGACCGGAGGAUGCCGAAACAGCGCAGUUAAAAGGAAUAGACACAUGGCUGACGCGGCGCGAGGUCCCGCCGUUGGCAGGCCAUUGGCAUUUGCCAAUGAAGAACGGAGGGCGGUUCAUUCCUGGACCCGGAUAUCUUCAGCGGGGCACAAUGUCCUAUUGGAUGCUCUGAAGAUCCUCAGUCCGAUGUCCCGUGACCUCUCAAGCAGUGAGGAGCUGGUAACCUUCCUGCAGGAGCUGGCUGAGGAGGGCCAUAAGCCCACUGUGCUUCGUAGCAAGGACGUAUACAGCUACCGCUCCAGCACAAACCAACCGCUGACUCAAGACAUGCUGAAACCAUCCAACCGAAAUAUGAGACCCACCGCCAAGAGACGAGGAAGAAAGGUUGUUGCCAAGAAGAGCGAGGUGCACCCGUCAUGGAACAUCUCUGACAUCCCCAAGAUUCAAGGGGUUCGUCCUCCAGAUCUUCGAGUAGACCAUCGGGCCAUCAUCGGUAGCAGGACACCUAGUCGGACUGUAGAAAUAUCACAAGAGCUGCAGUUGCGACCCUGUCUCAGACUGACCAACAUUGAGGGCCUGACUCGCUUUCAUACAGCCAGACUCCAGAUACACACUUCCUGGGACUCAUCAUCUGAGGCUCCCUCUGUUGGUUUUUUACAGCAACAGUCCCUUCCAGCGCUUUCAGGAAUACCUUUGCAGCCUUCUCAGAAUGGUGGUGGGGCGCCCACCAAAGCUGUGGCCUUGUUCAGCCAGAAGAGCCUGUCCUGCCCAAUCCGAUUGGAUGGCGCCCUUAUUGGAGAUUCUGCACCGGUCUUCUACACAAAUGGACGGGCAUUCCCAGAGACUCACACAGCGAUGACCAGCAAUGGCUGGAGGAGCAAUGGCCUCCAUCGAAAUGGUCGUGGCCCCAAGGAACCAAACCAUCCGACCCGUCAGAGAAACGGUUGGAAGAACAAAAACAGUUUGAGAUGGAAAGUGAUAAAGGUGGAUGAAUCUCGCUCUGUGGCUGAUGCCCGCCGAAAAGCACAGAAGCUCUUACAGGUCAACCUAUCUCCUGUGAUUCAAAUCCAACCACUCAACCAUUUGCUAAGAGACUUCAGAUACCAGAUUAAAUGAUAAUUUACCCCAAAUCAACACACAUUGUUUCCUUUAGCAGAUGUUGGUGUUUUACAUCAUUAGCCUGUACCUGGCUGAGCCUCAGUGUUCAUAGUAGACAUCUUACAUGCGCUUUCAUUAUCUCUGCUGAGUUUUUGGAGGUAGAGAAGUCGGUCUGUCUGAAGUCCUGGUUCCUGACAGGGACACUUUACAAAGCAUUUGAAGUUGGGUAAUGAUUUGGGAUUUGAUAACUGGGAACUUACUGUUGGUCGAAUGCAUAUUUACGGUCUACUUUAGUUUACACUAACCUCCUUCAACCAACCAUCAUUCUGCUUUGAGUUGACCACCUGCGCUCCAAUGUUGUCAAUUAUUUUUGGGAUGCAGCAUCCACUGUGACUCUUAAGUCAAAAGUUAAUUUUCUGCCCUUUAAAAGGGUAUUGGGUGCUAAAAGUUGUUUUGAAGAGUAUUUAUAACUAAUUUCAUGUAAAGUGCCGUUUGUUAGAAAGCCUUUUUUACUUGUAGCGCUCCAAACAGUGCUGUCAAUAUUCUAUUGACUGCCAGGAUCGAGAAAUGUCUUCAGAUGAGCAGACGUGGUGUUUGGUUGGUUGGUUGGUCACAGCAAAUAAAUUAAAGGAGGGGAAAAUAAAGAGAAGUGUUUAGUUUGUCUUCCUUUUUUGUAUUGUUGGUGUUUCCACUGGAAAUCAGAAGGCUCUGACAGCGAGUACAGCAGGGAAUCAAACCUGUGGCCCAUACAGAGAUACCUGAAUGAUUUGUUUGAACUUCACUCCUUCACAAAGUGUUCCUUUUUGGUUAAGUAUUUUAAACUGUUGGGUGAUUUGAUGUCUUACAGUAACAACACAUGACUAUGGAAUAUGGAAAAGGACUUUGGCCUCGUUAAACAUUUGAAUGACCAAAUGUAUCUUCAAAUCUUAAUCAAAAUAUUGAAUGUUUAAGAAUUCUUUAAUUGCAUAAUUGUUCUCCUUAUUCGGCUGGAUCUCUGAAUUAUUUUUUUAAAACAAGUACAAAUUAUUCAUUUACAAAUAUUUUUCUCUCAAAAUUCCAUGGUAUGACCAAGCCCCCUUCCAUAUUUCUUAUUGCAUUAUCUGAAUACAUUUCUGUACUUCUAAGGCAACUCAAUUUGGAGCCUAGAUGUAAGACAUUUGUUUGGCCAAAUAAAAAAUCUGUGUGGUGAUAUUCGUUAACUUGAGCUACACUUUUGUUUCCUGAGCAUUUAAAUUUGAAACUGCAAGUUUAAUCUCCCAUCAUAACUCAUCCCUGUGUGAGUCGGUGGCGAGAACACCCACACUGGUUUUCUCUACAGGUGCUAACUUCGCAACAUUGGUGCUGAGUUAAAUGACAGGCACAAGAAUGUCAUCAUGUUUCUGUUUUUGUAGUUAAAAUUGGAGCAAUUGGGAGCACUGACUUCCUGUGAGGUAUUCAUUAAGGGGCUGAUGGCGCUGCUGCCUUCUGCAGGUUGGGAUAAGCAUGCCAAACCAUUAACUUUUAUGUCAACAUUUGUGAAAAACUCCUGUGAAGUCCCCUAAAAAUAUGUCUUAGCAAUGUUGUAAUUCUUAGUCCACUUACUAGCUUUGUCUCUGACAUUUUGCUGAUAUCAAGACCAUUUAAUGUGAAUGAAAGCCCUGGAAAAAGCCAGUAAGGACACAUGGAUUUAGGAUUUGUAAUGUCAGUUUUUGUUUCUUUCCAAAAAAAGAAGAUCAAUUAUAAAAAAUAUAUUAUUUGCUUAAACCACCAAAUCUUCAAGUACAUGUACCAGGUCAGUUAAUUUGGACUGUUGCAAAAAAAUAAAUAAUCAGAUUUGAAUAGGAAAUCUUAGCUUGCUGGUGUGAAGUUCAUGCAUUAUUCACAAAUUGGCAAUCUGCUCUUCUGUUUAGCUGUUCUGGUAAAUAUUACGUUCUGGAAGAGUCACUCGUUUCACCCCACCGAUCUGUCUGUACGAGUCAUGUUCAUUCCCACUGACAAUUCCCUUCUUUCUGUUAGUCUUGUUUGUGCAACACUUAAUAUUGUAUUUCCUACAUGCUCUUUGAAAACUGUUUUUAUUCAAUAAAAUCGAUCUGAAAAGAAA